Effrenium voratum is the source of this 1063-nucleotide messenger RNA. Lineage: Eukaryota; Dinophyceae; Suessiales; Symbiodiniaceae. The record is from the annotation of a GenBank genome assembly.
AUGCGCGACUCAGACGAGGGCAAGAUCCAAGCGGCUGUGAACAAACUGAUGCAGCCCUUCCAGCCCAACAAAAGGGAGGAUGAGGUGGUUGAUCGCGAAGUCAUCCACACCAUCCGCCAACGGGUGGAGGGUUGGGGCCAGCACGCGACCAUCAUCACAGGCCGGUACGGCUCCGGCAAGUCGGUCGCUCUCCAAGAAGCCCUCAGGGGCGUGCAGGGCGUCUUCGAGCACUGCGUAGAGGACAAGGGCUGGAAGGACGCGUUGUACAAGAGCCUCGGUGUGGACGGCCUCGGCAUGCUGAAAGAGGUCCUCUGUGAAGUUGGCCGCAAGCUCCAGGAGCUUGACGGUGUGGCGACCCAGGCGCCCAUCCUUGUCCUGGACAUCCCCCGUGAGACCAGAAAAGGAAUGGACUUGAUCUCCAUUCUUGCCAAGGAGCUGUCUUCGGACAAGAGGGGCGCGGCUGCGCAUGUGAUCGUGUGCGCGUCCUCGGCCGCCAUGGCCAUGGCCUUCGACGCCGGUGGCCGCCAGCGUCAGAAGGACAUUUGGGUGGGCGACUUGACCGAUGAUGAGGCAGAGCGUUUGCUGGCCCUCCACGGCCACAAGGAGGAUUGGCUGCAAUUCACAGAGGAGUGUGGCUUGCGGGCGCUGGACUUGGUGAGUGCUUGCGAGCGCUACACCGGGCCGGAGAGUCUGGGGACCAUGAAGGCGGACAUGGAGCAGGAGGCCCGCAAGGAGGUGAAGAAGUUCCUGCUGUGCGAGUUCCAGACGCUCCGCGGCAUCAUCCCCGCAGGCUCCAACAUCCUCACGGCCCUCAAGACCAACCGCGACUCAGGGGAUGGCCAGGGCGUCGAUGAGAUGAGCGUCGGCCUGGGCGCAUCGCCAAGAGAUGUCACCAACUGGAUCCGAGAAAAAGAUGCCCAUCCUGUGAUUUGGCACUUGCCAGACAGCAAGUACAGGUUUGCCUCAGAGCUGCAUGCCAAGGUUGCGGCCGAAAUUUUGGACAGCCAGUCCCAAUCAUCUCCGUAGUGGCCAGUUUAAAGACGCUGAGGAUUUGCCGAGCAGA